AUGUUUUGUGGAAUUAAUUUACAACAAGAAAAAUGUAAUUGCGACUUGUCUAAUGUUCCAGAUAGAAGUAACCGAACAGAUACUGUAAAAUACGCAUUUACAAGAAUCUUCAAUCCGAAUUGGAUUAAAGAAAAAGUAGACUUUGUCCAGCGAAAAAUAGAAUACUAUAAUUAUUUAUUAAGUUCAGAAGAGUAUUUUAAUCUUAUUUUGUUGAAUACAUAUAAUCUUACCAUUCCAACUAGCGAUACCUCUGAUCCAGAAGAAAAAUAUUGGAAAUCUAAUGAAAAAGGUUAUAGUGAGAAGAACUAUGACGAUGAUGGAUUUCUAUCUGAUUACGAAAUUGAAUUUGAAUAUACUUAUGGGGUUUUUAUUAAGUUGGAGAAUGGAAUGUCUCUUCCAGCAAAAUGGUAUACAACUAAAGUAUUCACAGUUGAUGAAUUACUUUUAGAAAUUCAUUUAAAUGUAGAAACUUUAACGGGCAAAUCACCAAUUGAACCAAAUAAUUAUCGUGUUGCAUUCAAAUCUGAAAAGGCAGCAGGAGUGGGUACUCAACUUGUUGAUACUCAAGACUUUAAAAAUCUCAAUCUGAUUACCAAAAAUAUAAAUCUAAAAGCCUUUUUUAUAACAUUUAACCCGAAUAUAAAACGAAAAUUAAAUGAUCUUGGAUCUGAUAAUAGUUCAGAUGAUGAAAUUAUUAAAUAUUCGAGAAAUAAAAACUCUAUUCCUAAAACUUCAAGCUUAUCAUCAGCUAAAUUGUCAAUUGCAAGAAAUGUCUUAGAGAUCCGUAAAGAAAAUCAUUGUGCAAUUCAUAAUCGACCAUGUUUAAAUAAGGAUGGAGCUAAGGAAAUCAUAUCGAAAUUACAUUUAUGA
Dentiscutata erythropus is the source of this 870-nucleotide messenger RNA. The record is from the annotation of a GenBank genome assembly. Lineage: Eukaryota; Fungi; Glomeromycota; Glomeromycetes; Diversisporales; Gigasporaceae.